AUGAAGUGUUCCGGCUAUCUGCUCACGGUCCUGUCCGGGGCCUCUGUGGCUCUUGCGGCCCCCUUAGCCGACGAUGUCGGUACCGGGCCAUACCCAGCUGCUUACUUCACAGAGACCAGCCUCCCUAAGCAUACUAUCUACAGGCCCAUCAACCCACCUGCCAACGUCAGUCUGCCGGUGUUGGUAUGGGGACAGGGAGGAUGCGCCGCCGAUGGCCUCCAAGAGCGCAGCUACUUGAUUGAGAUCGCCUCCCACGGCUUCAUCGCCAUAGCAUCCGGCGCCCCGGGCGGCACUGGUAGCACGACCUCGGCCCUGAUGACCGAAUCCAUUACCUGGGUGGGAACACAGGCCGGCACGUCAGGCCCGUACGGCAACGUCGACGCGAAGAAGAUCGCGGCCGCCGGUGGGAGCUGCGGUGGUCUCGAGGCCUACGACGUCAUCGGCAACGCCGCCGUCGACAUCAUCGGCAUCUUCAGCUCCGGGUACAUAGGCAACAACGCGGCGCAGGCCAGCAAGCUCAAGAAGCCCGUCUUCUACUUCCUGGGGAACACGGGGGACAUUGCGUACGCCAAUGGCCUGGCGGACUAUGGCAACAUCACCGCUACCCCGAAGUGGUUCGGCAGCUACAACGUCGGGCACAUGGGCACGCUCACUGCCCUGCACGGCGGCGCCUGGGGCACGGCGACGGUGCAGUGGCUGGAAUGGGGCCUCAAGGGCAACCUGACGGCGGCCAAGUUCUUCACGGACGGCGGAGCCCAGACGGCCGGAUGGUCCAAGGUCCAGAGUGCGGAUCUGGACAGCUUUUUGUCGUAUGUCAAGUAG
Messenger RNA from Neoarthrinium moseri, 822 nucleotides. RefSeq lists its product as uncharacterized. The transcript has 3 exons. The record is from RefSeq and is a predicted model, not a curated record. NCBI's taxonomy places the organism in Eukaryota, Fungi, Ascomycota, Sordariomycetes, Amphisphaeriales, Apiosporaceae. The coding region runs from base 1 to 822 and encodes 273 amino acids.